This is a messenger RNA of Polyodon spathula (Mississippi paddlefish), 2146 nucleotides long. Its product is annotated as poly(rC)-binding protein 4-like. The transcript has 14 exons. The coding region runs from base 226 to 1590 and encodes 454 amino acids. Gene Ontology annotation, molecular function: mRNA binding. Gene Ontology annotation, biological process: negative regulation of mRNA splicing, via spliceosome. Gene Ontology annotation, cellular component: nucleus; cytoplasm. NCBI's taxonomy places the organism in Eukaryota, Metazoa, Chordata, Actinopteri, Acipenseriformes, Polyodontidae. The record is from RefSeq and is a predicted model, not a curated record.
GAGCCGCUGCCUGCCUCCCUGCGCUCUCUGGUUUUAUUGUUACUGAGUGACAUCACGAUUGUUUGUUACAGUAAAGCGUCUUGCUGGCAAUGUGAAACACAUCAGGAGGGGACUUAUAGAUAAACCUGGAUUUGUUUUGUUUUUUCCUAAAAUACAGAAAGAUCUGCAACACAUUUAAAAAAACAGCAUACUUGUGUGAGGGAUUUGGUGUCUUGAGCUACUUUCAUGCGUCUCCCUGCCUCUGACUCCCAAACCAUAAUGAACUGUGAGCAAGACCUUGUCGAAGGGGGGCUGAACGUCACCCUCACUCUGAGGCUCCUCAUGCAUGGGAAGGAAGUUGGCAGUAUUAUAGGAAAGAAAGGAGAAACGGUGAAAAGAAUUAGAGAAGAGAGCAGCGCACGCGUCAACAUCUCAGAAGGGUCCUGUCCAGAAAGGAUCAUCACAAUGACAGGCUCGAUGGACGCCGUGUUCAGAGCUUUCACCAUGAUCACACUCAAACUGGAGGAGGAUCUCAGCACGUUGGUGUCGAACGGCGCAGUUACCAGUAAACCUCCAGUGACUCUGCGGCUCGUCAUCCCAGCCAGUCAGUGUGGCUCGCUGAUAGGCAAGGGAGGCUCCAAGAUCAAGGAAAUCAGGGAGAGCACAGGUGCACAAGUUCAGGUAGCAGGAGACCUGCUGCCCAACUCCACAGAGCGAGGUGUGACGAUAUCCGGUACGCCAGAUGCCAUCAUACUGUGUGUCAAACAGAUCUGCGCAGUUAUUCUUGAGUCUCCGCCUAAAGGUGCCACCAUUCCAUAUCGCCCCAGUCCCACCCCAGGUUCAGUAAUUCUCUCAGGCAAUCAGGUUCUCAACGAAGCCCAUGAUUUUGGUUAUCACCCAUUCUUUUCCAUCGCUCAAGAAAGUCUGCAGUUGCAACAUCAUGCUUAUUCACUGCAGAACCAAUAUGGCAUUCCACAUUCAGAGUUGGUAAAGCUCCACCAGCUGUCUAUGCAGCAGGGCACCCUUGUUCCCAUGGGCCAGACGACCGCUGCUGUCCUUCCUGGAAUGGAGGCCACUUCUCAGACAACAUCCCAAGAGCUUCUCAUUCCAAAUGAUCUGAUUGGCUCUAUCAUUGGCCGUCAAGGAAGCAAAAUCAACGAGAUCAGGCAGGUGUCUGGAGCACAAAUCAAAAUCGGCAAUCAGCUGGACGGUACGAGCGAUCGUCACGUGACCAUCACCGGCUCUCCAGUCAGCAUCAACCUGGCACAGUACCUCAUCACCUCAUGUUUAGAGACCGCAAAAUCCACCGCCCAGCCCUCCUCCAUCACGACCCCCGUUGACCUCAACAUGACCUUCACCCAGCCUGCCUCCCCCGCCUCCAGCUCGGCUGCAGCGCUAGCGGCAAUGAGCGGCAUGCCCCAUGGGCACAUACUGGGGGCUCCCUAUGCCCUUCCCUUGUCCAGCCUCCUGGGAAUGAAAUCCGUCCCCUUCCUCACUUUGUCUGCACCCUCUGCUGCAUCCCAAGGGACCUUAGCUUCCUAUACAUCCAAAAUCUCUUCCGCCAACAAUGGGAUCAAGAAGCCAGAGAGGCAGAAGUUCGCCCCCUACUGAAAGAUGGAAGGAAGGACACCCUCUUUUUUUUAUUUUUUGCAUUUUAGUAAGGUGGAUGUUAGCUAGAACUGUCUGAGUGACUGUAGCACUUUGUUUGUGCCCAUAUUUAAAGAUGACUUGUAUAGCUUUAAAAGGUGUAACCCGUCAGAAGACACUGGUGGACAUAUCUGCCAACAUUGCGGCUUUGACUAACAGACUGCUCCUCAAAAAUAAAAUCCCUAUUUAUUGAUUUUAAUAUAAAUAUCCCCAUUUACAGUUUGCAAGUUAUACACCGAUAGUCAAAUUUAUGUAUCUAGAUUUGCUUUUAUAAAAUAAUUACGCUUUACAUGCUUGUAAAUGUUUGUUUGCUGUUUUUUCUAUAUACGAACAGUGUAAAUCGGGUCAUUUGAUCAAAAUUAUUAUCUUUUUUUGUUUUGUUUUUGUAAAUUUGCUACAAGUGGUUGGGGGCUUAUUGGUCGAAUGCUUUUCAAUUCCCAAAUGUUGGCAGAUAUGCAUUACAAUGAUUGAUGCUCAUUCUCACUCUCUCUCUCAACACACACACACACAUAUAUAUAUA